UUAACCCAUUCUUAUCAAGAAAAAGAUAUAUACGCAUAUUGACCCCGAACUUUCUUGCACAAAACAACUGUAAAAAACAGCAUCGUAUAUAAACGGGACACUUCAAUACUUUGUAUUUUAAUAGUGAAGAUAAAUCUAAUACAUGCAUCAUAUACGAUAACAUAAUGGUUAAAAUUCUUCAGUUGAGCUUCGCAGUUUUCCUUAUUUAUUUAAAUUUUGUACUGGCAUGUAACGAUUGCUCAACAAAUUGCGAAACAGAUUGUACGUCAUCGAACUGCCAACAAGACUGUAGUUCAACGAUCUGCCAACAAGAUUGUAGAUCAAGCUGCCAACAAAAUUGCAGAUCAACGAAUUGCUGUCAGACUGCCUGCUCAUCAAGAAAUUGCGUGCGUAGAUGUAAUAAUCCAUGUCCAUCACCAGUGACCAACCCACCACGCGUAAUCAUCAGUACACCUUCAGUUGAAAUAGUCACUCCUGUAUAUAUCAGGGACACCAACCGUAAAGAGGAUAGUCAUUCUAAUAGUAUAACGAACAUUAACAACGAAACAUUGGUUGCUAAUUUUAACAUAACGAAUGAAGUUAAUUUAGUAAAUAAUAUUAGUAUACCAAUAACUGUUUCAAGUAAUAACAAAGUAGAAGUAAAUAUCGUCCCCUCGAGUUCAAAUUCAACCUCAACUUCAGAUGAUAAAAUCAUAUACAUUAACAAUAGCACUUGUCCAGAUACACCUAAUCCAGAUAAACCAUGCCGAACUAUUACUGUCACAGAACGUGUACCAGUACUCAUCCCCAUUCCUUCAAAACCAAUAUACAUUCCAGUUCCAUAUCCAGUUGCCAUACCAAGAGGUCCUCAACAGCCAGGCUGUUGUGGAACAAUAACGCCAUGUUAUGAUAAUACCUGUAGACCUUUUCAACAAACUUGUGGGAGUUCUUGUACCUAUCCUUAUCAAUUCCAGCCAACGAAUCCAUGUGGGGACAUGGGUUGUUUCAAACGACCAUAUGCGCCUUCGUGGUCCUGUUCUGGCUCAAGCUAUUGCAGUUCCAUGACAGUUGAUUGUAAUUAUUGUAAUGAUAACAAUUUUUAUAUGAACUAUAAUAGUUUUCGACAAUGUGGUAAUUGUUAUUACAAAUAAGUAGGUGCAAAUUGUAAAAAUUCUAAGAGAUUGUAUUUUAAAUAAAUUAAUAAGUAUUGUUUGCUUG
Diabrotica virgifera virgifera (western corn rootworm) is the source of this 1197-nucleotide messenger RNA. RefSeq lists its product as uncharacterized. The record is from RefSeq and is a predicted model, not a curated record. NCBI's taxonomy places the organism in Eukaryota, Metazoa, Arthropoda, Insecta, Coleoptera, Chrysomelidae. The transcript is spliced from 2 exons. Bases 165 to 1130 code for a protein of 321 amino acids.